AUGGACUGCGCAAAGGGGACGGCGGUCGCUGGCCUCUACGACGACCUGAUGGUGGACAUCCUCUCGCGCGUGCCCGUCAAGGACGUCCGCCGGUCCAAGUGCGUGUCCAGACCCUGGCGCGACCUCAUCGCCGACCCCCUCCACCGCAAGAAGCUGCCCCAGACCCUGGAAGGCUUCUUCACCAGCCUGGCACUGAGCAUGACAGCUAUGGGCACUUAA
Molecule: messenger RNA, 219 nt
Organism: Miscanthus lutarioriparius
Lineage: Eukaryota; Viridiplantae; Streptophyta; Magnoliopsida; Poales; Poaceae
Source: the annotation of a GenBank genome assembly